Molecule: messenger RNA, 825 nt
Organism: Cotesia congregata
Lineage: Eukaryota; Metazoa; Arthropoda; Insecta; Hymenoptera; Braconidae
Source: the annotation of a GenBank genome assembly
AUGCUAGACCAUAAUCAACUGGACGAAGUGUCAUCGGUUAAUUUUGAAGCUGCUACUCUGAGAAUUUCUAACAAAGAAGACAGUGAGAAAACGCGGGAGGGUUCAAACACCGAGGAAAUAAAAAAGGACUCUAGUGUCCUGAGCGUACCGUACAAAAACAUCGACGUCCAUACUUUUUUCUCCGACCGGGACGAAGUUGUGGAACGUGCGAUCAAAGAGAUCAGUCUCUGGGACACUGAAAAAGAGCGAGUGGUGUUGUUGACGAAAAACGCAUUGUACACAAUCAAGUAUGACUUUAUAUCACUGAAGUUGCUCGAGUUCAACAGAGUACCGAUGAUUGAGGUGGAUACAAUUACCUAUGGAGAAUUGGAGUACCCUAAAACUUCAAUUGCUCCGCGAUUGAACGGUCUUGCUGAAGGUGUGUCAUCGGUGAUACAUUGUGCAGUGCGUCAACAAUGGUCAUCUUUGGCUUCGAGUUCUGAAAUUAAAUUUGAACCUAGAAAAAGGAACACAUUUGGUGUAAAAAUAAUGUGGAACAAAGGCAAACCCUUGUCUUUAGACAAAAAAUGGAAUCCUUUUGCCAAACGUAUUCCCUGGGUAACAUAUACAAGUCAUCCUCUCUACUGGCAUAAAAGUAGUACAAGUGAAGAACAGAAGCGGUUUGACGUAGACGAUUUUCACGAUGCUUUGAUGACUCACUUCAAUAUGCAGUGCGAAUUUACCAAGAGUCAAAUAAUUAUUGAAAAUUACCUCGGCUUAGGCGCAAUUCUGCACAAUCGCAACUCUUUGGGAUUUUUCAGAGUGCGUGGGAAAGUCAGUUUCUAA